Messenger RNA from Hordeum vulgare subsp. vulgare (domesticated barley), 3476 nucleotides. RefSeq lists its product as uncharacterized. Bases 565 to 3126 code for a protein of 853 amino acids. Lineage: Eukaryota; Viridiplantae; Streptophyta; Magnoliopsida; Poales; Poaceae. The transcript has a single exon. The record is from RefSeq and is a predicted model, not a curated record.
UUGGUCUUUGCCGAUACACACACACACACACACACAUGAAGAGUAGUACAUACCCUGGUCCGUUGCACAUGCGCGCCGGGCCAGCCAGCCACCGCUCGCCGGAACAGCCGUAACGAUGGACCCCUCCACUCCCACCUCCACUCCACCUACCGCCAGCUCGAGCAAACCCUACACACCCCUGUCCCCGCCCCUCUCCGAUCUCCAUUACUCCAUCCUCCUCCUCAUCGUCAAGCAGAUUAGAUUACAGCCAUGAUGAUUGCCGCCGCUGCAGCUAAGCACCAUGGUUAACGACAGUGCAAGUGCAAGUGCAGAGCUCACUCCCAAACCCUACUGCACUUAUUUCCAAGCUCGCCACUGUCUUGUGCACGCACGAGACCUCACCACCCCAGCCAGCCUCGCUCCUCACUCCUCAGCAUAAACAAUGGUAGGAAUAAUAAAUUCGAGGUGAGGACUGAGCCUGAGGAGAGGGAGGAAAAAAACAAGGGGAGGUCACAGGUGACAGGGCCUCCUCAGCAGGCAGCUCGCUCGCGCAUCUCUGCUUGAGCCCGUCCCAUCGCGCGCCUGAUGCGCCGCAAGAAGCACUUGGACCGCGCUGGCGGCGGCGGCGGCGGCGGCACGGAGCUCUUCAUCUGCUUCACCUCCCGCCCCUCCGCCUCCGGCCUCCGCCCCUCCGCCUCCUCCAAGGCAUUCAGCCCCGGACGCACCGGAACCGCCGGAGCAGCAGGAGGGAACGGCUCUGGUGCUGGUGGUGCGGAAGCGGCACCGGCAGCGCUGCUGCGCCCGUCGCUGAGCAGGAGGCUGAGGAACAGCGGGAGCCUCAAGGGCGGCCAGUCGCCCAUGUUCCCGCCGGGCACGGCGUCGGGGGGCCGGCGCGGGCGGGGCGGGAUGGAGCCCGCCGAGCCGUCCUCGCCCAAGGUCACCUGCAUCGGCCAGGUCCGGGUCAAGGGCGGCAAGCGCAAGCCCAAGCACGGCUCCGCGGCCGCGCUGCGCUCGCGGUCCAGGCGCGGCGGCCUGUCCGGGUCCGAGGCCAGCUUCCGCCGCGGGGUGGACGACCGGGACGGCGGCCUCCACCCCGGUGCCAAGAACCAGGGCUGGGUCUACCAGAUCCCGGUCAACAUCUGCGAGGCGCUCAAGACCUUCGGCUCCUGCGGCGGCCGCUCCCUCUGCUCGCCCUCCCGGGAGCGGAGCGGGGCCGCGCCGCGCUCCGCCGCGGGCGACAAGAAGCGCCGCCGCGGCCCGGCUGGCGGGAGCUGGCUCUGCGGCGCCGCCGUGGCCCGGUGCCUCCUGGCGAUCCAGGAGGAGGAGGACGACGUCGGGAAGGGCUCCGCCGUCGGGCCCGCGGACGAGGCCAGGGAGUCGCAGGUGGGGCUCGUGAUGCAGGGCUGGGACGUGGAGGAUGAGGAAGGGGAGGAUGAGGACGACGAGAACCGCGUCGUCGUCGGCGCGGUGGAGGUGGAGAAGGAAGACGAGAUCUUGCUGGUCGGAGGCAAGGAGGAGGAGGGACGGGUCAGCGUCUGCAUCCCGCCCAGGAACGCCCUUUUGCUGAUGCGCUGCAGAUCCGACCCCGUGCGCAUGGCGGAGCUCGCCACGCGCUUCUGGGGUUCCCCGGCGGCGGCCACUGCCAGUGUCGGCCAGGUCGACAAUGAAGGGGACGGCGGCCUCCACAAAGAAGAGAAAGACGAAGGUGAGGCCAAUUUGGAAAAGGAAUGUGCAGAGGAAGCUAGGAAUUCAGCGGUUUCCGCCGACGGGGAGGUAUGCCGCCCUCGAGGCGUGGUUGAAGAUGACGGCGGCGAAGCAGUGGAUGCCGGACAAGUGGUGUCUGAAGACGAGAGCUCCAAGCAUGGAGAUAUUGGGGAAGAAGAGGACGAUGGAGGCUGCAAAGGAGAUGCAGAGGAGAGGGAUGAGCCUGUGGAGGCUCAAAUUGUUCGCAAAGACGUGGGCUUGGAGAUUGAAGCUGCUAAGAGCGAGAGCCAAGCACCGGCAAUGGUGGAGGCUGUGGCAGACACCAAGGAGGCUGCUGCUGCUCCAAGAAUGGAGAAAGAGGAGGAAGAGGUGAAGGGCAGGAGGUCAGUCAGCAGCUGCUCCCCAUCCACAGCACUGAAGGAGGACCGCAAAUUGCGACGGUUGGGCAGCACCAGGAGGCGUGUUUCCACCAACAGCAAGGCCUCCUCGAGCUCUGAUCGUGUCGACAGGCGGCACAGCUUCUCGGCGGAAAUGGAGGCGCGGCGGUCGAGCUUCUCGAGCUUGAAGGACUCGAGGAGGGCAAGCUUCUCCAUCGACCGGGAUGGCCGAAGAUGGAGCUUCACAAUUGAGCAGGAGCACCUCGUCGCGGAGCCUAAGGUUUUGAUGGCAUCCAGGAAGGGUAAGAAAAAUUCGUCCGAGGCCGAGUCGGAGAAGGACUGCCCUGUUCUUGUUGCUGCACCAAACAGUGUGGAGGAAGCCCAAGAGUGCAACGAUGAUGAUGGAAAGGAAGAGGCCACACAUUAUUGUGGUGAGGAAGAAGGAACAACAACACAAUGUGCUGAAAUUCACACAGAAGCUGAGAAGGUUGAGACCGGAGUCGACGAGGAGAAAGCCGUUGAAGUGAAGCAGGAACAGAGGAAGAAGAGCGGCGAAUUGCCGGAUUGCCUCCUGAUGAUGAUGUGCGAGCCCAAGCUCUCCAUGGAGGUCUCCAAGGAGACAUGGGUGUGCAGCACUGACUUUGUCCACUGGAAGUCUCACCAGGGCCAGAAUCGUCGGCAACAGACGGCUGCUGCUACCGGCAGCAAUGCUGCUGCGUCGGAGGAGACGAAGGAUGAUUCCAACAAUGCUCAGGACACCAGCGUAGCAAAGGAGGACACCAGCGUCGCGAAGGACACAGAAGAGAGCACCGUAGUGCCAGUAUCGGCGAACUCCACAUCUAUGCCACCGCAGGCUGCCCCGAAGCCACCACCGAAGCCGGUCAUGGAGCAGAAGCUCAAGCUGGAGCUGCCGAAGGUCGCAGCCGGCGUGGCUGCCUACGCGCCGCUCGUCCUGAAGCGCUGCAAGUCGGAGCCUUUGCGGUCGUCCGCGCGGCUGGCGCCCGACACGUGCUUCUGGAAGGAGGACCGGCACCGGCCCCUGAACGCCACCGGGAUCGGCUUCUGAUCCCGGACAAGCACGCUGGUACGCCCGCUUUAGCUAGCUAGUUAGUGACCAUGAAGUUUGUAUGAGCCUAUGUCGUGUAAUAACCGUAGUGAGCUUUGCUGUUCUGUAAUUGUAGUGAGCUUGUUUUUUCCAUGCUUGGUACGUGCUGUUAGUUAUGUGAUGUGGAGAAGGACACGGGAUAUUAAGCAAGUUACUACGUACAUCAGAUGAGAAUUAGAUUAGGGAGGAGUAUGUGUAAAAAUCUCUGAGGUUUGCUUUGAUAUGCUUUGUUGGGUGUGCUAAUUCCCUUUUCCCGUUUGUGAUGGAUGAUGUUUGCACAUUACCUAAAAAAGAACAUGAUUGUGCUUGAA